AAUAAUAAUUCAUUGGACUUAAUAAAACCAGAUUGUCCUCCAUUACGUGGGUGGGGUUCAACCCUUCCAUUUAAGACCUGGACAGAUGAAGCUCAGGGCCCCCACCCCCAAGUAACAGAAUUCUAACUGAAAAACUGACUCUUCCUAAGGUUAAGUGUCUGCUGGUCUUCAGAACUCAGCUGGGACACUGACUCGACUCAGCAGAUUUUGGACUUAGCCUCUAUAAUUGUGUGAGACAAUUCCUUACCGUGUAUACUUAUGUGUCUGUGGAUUUGAUUUUCUGGAGAGGCAUGGUGAACACAUUACCUGUGAAGUUUUUUUAAGUUUGUGAUCUUGUUUUGUAAGAAGGCUAAGAAAUACUGCUCUUAAUUGUUCGUUAUAGAAAUAACCUUUUUAUUGGGCACUAUCUGUUUUAACGUUGGGAUAGGACCUUAAGUCACAAAUGUGCCUGAUGUCUUAUGGGACCGUUUAACAUAUAAAUCUAAUUGUAUGUUCUGUAGCUGCCCUAAUACCCAAGCCCUUAGCCAUGUUCAUUUAGCAAAACAACUAGUAGAUGUUAACUGUGGCCUCUGGCAUCUCACACACACUGUCUGGUAGGUGACAGAAGCCCCCCCAUCCAGUCUCCACUUGCAGGUCAGAUUCUAAUGGCAUGCUGAAACUCCCAUGGGUGAUUUGCUUUGUUUGUUCGUUUUGCAAGUAUAAAGACAAAUUGGAAAUCUCUUAAUGUAUUUGCAUUUAUUUACUUGAUAUUCUUUUAAAUCAGGUUCGUUUGUCACUGCCUUUAUUGACACAUGGCUUCCCAGCCUACUUUAUAAAACCCAAAGUCUGUGUCUUCUCUGGCAGUUUUUUUUUUUUUUUAAGGAAUAGUUAUAAAUUGUUAAUGCCAAGGGAGAAAACCCUUAAACCAGAGCUAAUACCAUAUUGCAAGGUUUGAAUAUCUGAUAAUGCUUCACCAACCUCUAGAAAGUAGAUUUGAGAGAGGCUAAAAGGAGACUUUUUCUUUCAAGAUCUUUAUUUUAUGUGCAUGAGUAUUUUGUCUGUGCCUGAAUUAAAAGUGUAUUUUGUCCAUGCACUAUGAAUGCAGUGCCUGAAGAGGCCAGAAGAGGGCAUUGGAUCUCCUGGGUCUGGAAUUAAAGACUUGUAAACUACCCUAUGGGUGCUGGGAGUUGAACCUGGGUCCUUAGGAAGAACAGCCAGCGCUCUUAUCCACUGCGCCAUCUCUCCAGCCCCAAAAUGAAAUGUUGUAAUCUAUGUUUUCUGCCUGGGUCUUUCUUAUGUAUGAAAAAAGAAGGAAAGAAACAGAAAGAGAGAAAGAGGAAGAAAGUUAGUGACGUUAAAUACAUGUACAUAUAUUCUGCAAAUUCCUGUUUCUCCUUUCUGUAUCAUCACAAAUGGCAAAAGUAGCUUUCAUCUCAGGGCAUUUUCCAACUUAGUUCAAAUUUGUGUUAGGCAAUAGCUAUAUUUGGGAGAAAGCUGAUAGCCCCAACUUCAAUUGUAUUAAUCACCAAAGAAUUACACAAGUUCAUAAAGAUAAAUUUAGGAAGGUUUUGCCUUAACUUAGCCAACAACCCUCAGAAACAGGCCUUAACAACUGCUUCCAAAUGUGAGCAGUUGGUUUUUACAGAUGUUGAGGCAAACCCUCUUUGGUGUGGCAUUUAACACAGCAGGCUUUCUGAGUUACAAUGAAAUGCACCCAGCAGUGACCGGCGAGAGCUAUGUUUACUGCAGGUAGCAGGUCUGCUUAGAAAAUAAGACAGAAAGCAAAAAUGACUUCACAACUUCAUGUCAUUCUUCAUGUAGCAUUAGCAUUAUGUGUUAUUACUACAAUCAUGAAUGUUCUCAAUGUCCCAAAAGUAUGUGAGUCACCUACAGGACCAAAAUGGAGGUGAUGCCCCAGUAUGACCUGUCCAGACUGCCAGAAAACACAGCCCUGAAGCAGCAAAAGUUGCCUGCCCACCGGCUAGAUUUAUCUGCCUCGGUGGUCCUCUCUAUCUUUUUUGCCACAGGCGGGUUCUGCCUCUGUAUGGGUGUUAUCCUUAUACUGUCUGCGAAGAGCACCAAGGAACUUGAGAUUAAUUACACAAACAUAUGUGCAAAUUGUGCUCAGCUACGGGAAGAUAGCUCUAAUUUUGACAAAGAAUGCACCUGCUCUGUUCCGUUUUACCUUCCGGAGAACAUGGAGGGUAAUGUUUACAUGUACUACAAAUUGUAUGGUUUCCAUCAAAACCUCUAUCGAUACAUUCUAUCAAGAAGCAAUAGGCAGCUGUUGGGCAAGGAUAUUUGGGAUGUUAAGGACUGUUCUCCAUUCCAAGUGUCCCGCAACAGCACUCCCAUCAUUCCUUGUGGUGCAAUUGCCAACAGCAUAUUCAAUGAUACCAUAACUCUUUCAUACAACCUUAAUUCGUCCAUACAUAUAGAAGUCCCAAUGCUAAAGAGUGGGCUUGCAUGGUGGACAGAUAAGUAUGUCAAGUUUCAGAAUCCAAGAGCCAGUGACCUUGCUAGUGCAUUUGCAGGAAGUGCCAAGCCUCUGCAUUGGACCAAGCCUGUCUAUGAACUAGAUACAGAUGACCCAGGAAACAAUGGCUUUGUCAAUGAGGACCUCAUUGUUUGGAUGAGGACAGCCGCCUUUCCCACUUUCAAAAAACUGUACCGCCGACUCAAGCGCGUGGACUAUUUUGCUGUAGGCUUGCCUGCUGGUAACUACAGUUUCAACAUAUCCUACAAUUUUCCAGUAACCGUGUUCCGAGGAGAAAAAUCUGUUGUUCUUUCCACCCUGACAUGGAUCGGAGGAGGUGGCCUUUUCUUGGGGCUUACUUACACAGUGACAGGGGCAUUGACAUUGUUGGCCUCUUUUGCCAUCCUGGCAAUUCACUUGAUGCUGAAAAGGACUAAAAAAAAUUUCCUGUAGGAGUGAAGUCAAUUUGAAAAGAAGAAUAGCAGAAGGCAGAAAUGGACACCAAAGUACUAGAACCAAAGAUCUCUGGCAAAGCUUGAAAUAUUUCUGAGCCAUCUCAACUAGAUUGACUGAAUCAAUCCCAACUACGUGUAUAAAUAAUGAGAUUCCCAGAGUGGGGUGAAGAGAAGGAGAGAAGAGGAGGAGAAAAAAAUAUGUGCAGUAAAAUGUUCUUGGA
Messenger RNA from Cricetulus griseus (Chinese hamster), 3131 nucleotides. NCBI's taxonomy places the organism in Eukaryota, Metazoa, Chordata, Mammalia, Rodentia, Cricetidae. The record is from RefSeq and is a predicted model, not a curated record.